Molecule: messenger RNA, 537 nt
Organism: Lactuca virosa
Lineage: Eukaryota; Viridiplantae; Streptophyta; Magnoliopsida; Asterales; Asteraceae
Source: the annotation of a GenBank genome assembly
AUGGCUACUGCAAAAGCUCUUGAACCUGCAUUCCAGGGAGUUGGUUCUAAACCACUUCUAAUGGGAGAGGAGGUGCUUAUGGAUAGGACAUACACUCCUGGUUGGGAAAAGAUACAAGCAAUGUAUAACAACAUCUUAUAUCCCAUAUUAAGUAACACUUUUUUUUUAAGAAAAGUUCAAUUCAAAUCAACUAAAUGUGAUAAUCAGGAUGAAGCUGGAACAGCUGCAAUAAAAAUAGUUGAGCUUGAUGUGAUUCUUGGAGGGCGUGGUGUUGCAACUGGAUUCAAGAAACCUGAAGAAAUGGAAUUUGAAACAAGAUUGUACAUAUGCAAAGGGAAAAGAGGUUCAUGUGAAGCAGAUUCAAUUCUUUCGAUUCUUUGUGAUCAUGGUGAUGUGUUUAUCUUGGAUACUAAAGAGAAGAUCUUUCAAUUCAAUGUAGCAAACUCAAACAUUCAAGAAAGAGCUAAAGCUCUCGAGGUUAUUAAGUAUUUGAAGGACACUCCUUGGAUUCAGAAGAUGUGGAGCAUAGUUCUAUAA